This is a messenger RNA of Monopterus albus (swamp eel), 2440 nucleotides long. It is a transcript of the gene gabrb3, whose product is annotated as gamma-aminobutyric acid type A receptor subunit beta3. The transcript has 10 exons. NCBI's taxonomy places the organism in Eukaryota, Metazoa, Chordata, Actinopteri, Synbranchiformes, Synbranchidae. The record is from RefSeq and is a predicted model, not a curated record. Gene Ontology annotation, cellular component: membrane. Gene Ontology annotation, biological process: monoatomic ion transmembrane transport. The coding region runs from base 355 to 1863 and encodes 502 amino acids. Gene Ontology annotation, molecular function: GABA-A receptor activity; extracellular ligand-gated monoatomic ion channel activity.
GGCCUUUCGUUAUUAACCGGACAGCCUUGCGCACGCAGUCUCGGUGAAGGACUGUUUUGAACCCGGGCAGACAACAUACGCAGCAUUAUACGCUUGCUCUCCCCUUGGAUAGCGGACCUGUGGAUUCGUACGGUUGAGAUGGAUGUUUGACAGUGUGCGCUAAUCUGCGAGAAGCCGAGGUCUGGUAGCCGGAGGAUGGAGAUGUGGAGCAGCCUGAUUGAGGCUUUACGGCUCCGCUACCUUGUCACAGGCAGAGAUGAGGGGAGCUCGGCGGAAGUGUGAGCACUGUGGCGUCUUCAUUUAGUCCUUUUUGAACGCUGGACAGCACCCAUCCAUCCAGACACCACGCAAGGGAUGUGGGGAAGCCAAAGAUCGGGGCUAUUAGACAUCCUUUCAUUGCCGCUGGUCGUGGCAGUGAUGUGCUGCGCCCAGAGCGUUAACGAACCGGGAAACAUGUCUUUCGUCAAAGAGACUGUGGAUAAACUGCUGAAGGGAUAUGAUAUUCGCCUCCGGCCAGACUUUGGAGGUCCGCCUGUUGCUGUUGGCAUGAGCAUAGACGUGGCCAGUAUAGACAUGGUGUCAGAAGUCAAUAUGGACUACACUUUGACUAUGUACUUCCAGCAGUACUGGAGAGAUAAGAGACUGGCCUAUGCAGGGAUCCCUCUCAACCUGACACUGGACAACAGAGUAGCAGACCGGCUCUGGGUCCCUGACACCUACUUCCUCAAUGACAAGAAGUCCUUUGUGCAUGGUGUCACUGUGAAGAACCGUAUGAUUCGACUCCACCCUGAUGGCACUGUCCUCUACAGCCUCAGAAUCACGACGACAGCAGCCUGUAUGAUGGAUCUGAGGAGAUACCCCCUGGAUGAGCAGAACUGCACUCUGGAAAUUGAGAGCUAUGGUUACACAACAGAUGAUAUAGAGUUCUACUGGAAAGGAGGGGAGGCCGCUGUGACUGGGGUGACACGCAUCAAGCUCCCUCAGUUCUCCAUAGUCGACUACAAGCUGGUUUCCAGGAAUGUGGUCUUUUCCACAGGUGCCUACCCUCGACUGUCUCUGAGCUUUAAGCUGAAGCGAAACAUUGGCUACUUCAUCCUGCAGACGUACAUGCCCUCCAUCCUCAUCACCAUCCUUUCCUGGGUGUCAUUCUGGAUAAAUUACGAUGCCUCAGCUGCCAGAGUUGCAUUAGGGAUCACCACUGUCCUGACCAUGACAACCAUCAACACCCAUUUGAGAGAGACUCUGCCCAAGAUCCCCUACGUCAAAGCUAUAGACAUGUACCUGAUGGGCUGCUUCGUGUUCGUCUUCCUGGCUUUGCUGGAAUAUGCCUUUGUCAACUACAUCUUCUUUGGACGAGGACCUCAGUUGCAGAAGAAACUGGCUGAGAGGGAAACAAAGGCAAAUAAUGACCGGAAUAAAUUUGACAGGCCCAAGUCUGUUCUGGAAGGAGGCAAUUGCAAGUCUUCGUCUGUUAAACAAUCCAAUCAGGUACAAGGACGCCGUCACUCACGACGGGUCGACUCCCAGGGGAACAUUUUGCUGACAACCUUGGAGAUUCACAACGAGGUGGGAGGCAAUGAGAUCACGACCACUGUGAGCGAGUCACACAACUCCUCCUCAAUGGUGUUCGACAACUCAGGGGUCCAGUACAGGAAGCCAAGUGGGCCACGAGCGCUGGGUCGUCACAGCACGGAUCGGAACGCGCAUCUAAAGAAGACACGUCUGCGGAGACGAUCCUCACAGCUCAAAAUCAAAAUCCCAGACCUCACCGAUGUGAACGCCAUUGAUCGAUGGUCACGGAUAAUAUUCCCCUGUACCUUCUCCCUCUUCAACCUAAUCUACUGGCUUUACUAUGUCAAUUAAUGCACUGAUUUUUUAAAACCCAUCCCUGUCUCACUCUUGUUUUUGAAUGAAAGCAGAUAAUAUGGUGUAAUCCUUACGAUCAUUUUUUCUAUUGUAGCGAGUGCAGAGAACUAUCGCUCAGACAGUGUGCAUCUGUUUAUGCGCGGUCACAAGGAUAAAGGCUUUCAUAAUACUUUCUGCUCUGACUCUUGAAGACUGGGACAUCUUACAUCAUGGGUUGACUCUUUGUAUUUACACUGCUUUAUGUCGGUUAUUACAGCAGCUCCCAUAAUUUCAAAGUGUGGUCACUCUAUUACAAAUUAAUGCUACUGACAAAAUGACAGAGGAAUAUUCAUAGUAAUGUUCCUGUGCAUCUCAAGUCGUCCAUCAAUUUGCACAUGGACAAAUAUGGACAGUUAUGAGCAUAUUCACCUGGUCCUAAAUCUGAGUUUAUGAUCUAGAUCUACAUUUUGGGAUGAAAGCUUUAGAUGUUGAACUAUUCCUUUAAUUUGCCUUGAAGUUGGUGUCACCACCUGUUCACUUGAUGUUUCAGAGUCACACUGGAACAGCUGUGACCUUGCUCCAAUGAUUAACUGGG